ACAGUCAGCGCACCGGAACUUUAUUUCUAUGUCUUAAUGACACGACUGCGCGUCAAUGGGAGCGCCGUGCGCAUGCUUGGAGCCGUGGAGGAGCGCACCACAUGUACACACUGCACUGGAAGCGUCUGACGGCGCGACGCUGUGUGCUGCUUUUGCGUUCAUUUAGAGGCAGUUUAGAGCUGCUUUUAGCGGACAAAGCUCCACACUGAAGGUGGAAGUGAAGAGAAUCAGCGCAAGUAGCUAAGAUGACUGCCACGACAAGUCAAUGAGAAGAGAGGACGCCAAGUGAAGAAGUAUCUCCCUCCCCCUUACUUGCUGGAAAGGAGCGAAGGAGGUGUGUUCAAGAUAAUACAACAAAAGAGAGGAGUUUGGUGGAAAGGAGGGAGAGAGCAGGAGGAGCAGGAAGAAGGGUUAAGAAAAGCGAGGAAGUGGCAGAGCAGCGAGGGAGAAGGGGGAAGAAGCGAGGGGAUAAACGGUGGAUGGAGGCGGCUCGGACCGGGGAGCGCUCUUCACUGACGAAGAAGAUCAGCAGCAGCAGCAGCAGCAGCAGGGGGGAGAGGAGAUGGAGGCGAAAGGCAGAACCAUGCCCCCAGAUGUUGGUUUCCUUCCCCGCCCAGCCAUGGUGUGGUGGGAACGAGGCAUCCAGGUGCUGCUGACCACCAUGGGAGCGUUCGCAGCCUUCGCCCUGAUGACGGUGGCCAUCGGUACGGACUACUGGCUGUACGCCCGGGCCUUCAUCUGCAACAGCACGGCUAACUCCACCCAGGACGACUCCAGCUCCAAUAAGGACAAGAAGGACCCGGGGGCUCUCACCCACUCCGGCCUCUGGAGGAUCUGCUGCCUCGAAGGCCUGAAGAGAGGUGUGUGUUCCCAGAUCAAUCAUUUCCCCGAUGACGCAGACUACGACCAAGAUGCUGCAGAGUAUCUGCUGCGUGUGGUGAGAGCCUCCAGCAUCUUCCCCAUCCUCAGUGCCAUACUGCUUCUGCUGGGUGGAGUUUGUGUCGCCUCCAGCAGCUUCUACAAGAGCAAAAGGAACAUUAUACUCGGUGGAGGGAUUCUCUUUGUGGCUGCAGGCCUCAGCAACAUCAUCGGAGUGAUCGUGUACAUCUCAGCAGCACUCAGCGACAUCUCCCCCAAGAAGGACGAGGACAAGAAGUGGCACUACUCGUACGGCUGGUCCUUCUACUUUGGCGGCCUGUCCUUCAUCCUGGCCGAGAUGGUCGGCGUCCUCGCUGUCAACAUCUACAUCGAGAAGAACAAGGAGCUACGCUGCCGCUCUCGCACCGACCUCUUCAAGAGCACCACGCAUGCCAUGCUGCGCCUCCCCAGCUACCGCUUCAGACGGCGCUCUCGCUCUAGCUCGCGCUCCACCGACCCGACACGUUCCCAAGAGACCUCGCCUGUCGGAGCUUCCAAGACCUUCAGCCUGCCACCGUCUGCCCCGCCGUUCUCCGUGGCCACCCUGCCCAACCCGCACCACACCAGCAGCGGUGGAAGCGGAGGAGGCGGCGACAUCUCCAUGUACACCCUGUCGAGGGACUCCAAGCUAGGCAGCCUUGGAGGAGGCGCCCCACCGCUCUACGGCACGGUGGACCGCGCCACGCUCUACCAGCUCCACAACUACUUCCCAAAAGAUUCCAGCGGCAGCGGCGGCGGAGGCAGUGGAGGAGGAGGAGGAGGAGGAGGAGGAGGAGGAGGAGGAGCGGUGAUAAGCAGCGGUACGCUCCCAUCUCACUCCAAAUCCAACCUGGCAGCGGCGGCAGCUGUAGCCCAGAAUGCGGCGCCACUGAAUACCUCCACAUCAGCCACUGCUCCGGCCCCGCCAGCCCCGAUAUCUACAGCCACCAUGGAGAGGGACAGGGGCAACGUGGGAACCCUGGACCGUCUGACGGCCAAAAGGGACCGGGAUAGCAACUCGGAUACACUUAACAGGAAAACUACGCCAGUUUAAAACUAAACCUCAGAGAGGAGGGGGAAAGGGGAAAGAGAAAGCAAAAAAAACAUAGUUUAGAAACUUAGAGAGGAAGAGUAGGGCUGAAAAUGUGUGGGUGACAUUUCAAUGACAACAUUUCUAUCCUUGAGCCUGAGGUAUCUAGCUGCCAUAAAUCCAACCAACAUCGUAAACAGUCAUAAAACACCUAACGCCAUGUGCAAGUUCAUAACAACUGCCUUAACUCCCUUGUUUAAUUAUACAGCAGUGGUGCAAUCGAGGAUUUUUUUUUUUUUUGACGUUCAAUUUCUGAAUUACUUUUUUACGUGUUAGACAAAGUCAUCCUCUCCCAGUGCAGCAGUUUCAUGCCUUACUGAGGAGACAAUUACACUUUCCCCAUCUUUACUUUGUCUUAGAAAAACAGAAAGAUCUAAUGUGGUGUUUUUUAGAUCCAGGUGGAAUAUGUAGUUAACUGGAAAUGUCUACACAUCUAGGAAUCUGUUUUCACCUUAAUGUUGUAGGCAUCUUUAGUCAGUGCUAGCCACCUAAUCCUUGCUCUGUGGUCUUGUAAACUGUACAACACUUUGAGACAUCACAAAUAAUAAAGCUAAAAAACGGCCAGAUGGCUUAAGCCACAACUCUCUGUUCCUUUUACAACAGGAAUGGAACAGAGUGCCUCAGACGGGAACAUUCUGCCAAGUAACCAGCUGCUCAGUGACGGGUUGACUGCCAAUUCAAGGUCAGCAGUAGCUACUUAACCUCUGGUCCCAGGAGAGUAACCUCAGACAUAUCUAGCCUAUCGACACACACACACCGGAGGAGGCUCACACUGCGAGCCUAUUUAUUUUUCAUUGUGUGUCAGAGGUAAUUACCGUGACAGAUGGGCAUUCACCACAGUCCUACGGAAAGAAGCAGCGUUUAAACUUCACCCUCAGCGUCUCUGUUCCACCACUGCCGGUUGUCACAGUUUGGUUAAAUACCGCAGCAUGAUGGCCAUCUGAACAAGUAACUUCAUCUGACAUCUAGAGUCUUUGUUCAAACGUGUGAAACAUUUGCUUGUUCUGCUUUGACAGAAACAUUCAGUAUUUUAAUAUGCUGCCAAGAUUUAAGCAUCGAGUCGACCUACCUAUCCACGAGCCAGACAGAAACUUUAUUAUUGGAAAAUCCUUUGUUUAUAUGGGGUGCAACUACAAGGUUCCAAGAGUGAGCCUAGCAAAAAUCUUACCUAGUUUCAUUUUGGAAGUCAUCUCCUUUGAAGUAGUUGUGUUAUAGAGCACUGCACUGCUCCGAGUGCUCCUGCAACACUUGGAGCGCUCUUAGAAAGUCCCAUUCUGUAACUGUGUCAAGCACUAGCUGCAAAAUGUGCUGGAGCAAGGACGUGUAAUCAGACUGUGUCUAUAACAUUCAAAAACGACAUCUGAUUUAAUUUUGGUCAAUACCCCUGUUAGAUUCGUGACUUUGUGCGGUGUUGCACCACUCCCAGUGCUCCUGCAGCGAUUUAGAGCUCUGCAAACAUGUCAAACACCAGUUGGGAUUCACUGACUCAAAAAGGUGACCCUUCUACCUAAAUUUCUUGAAUUUUGUGGAAGGGGAAGAAGUUGCAAGUAACUACAUAUGGCAAGUGGAGCAGGUGGAGAGCAACAGUGUUGAUGCAGCCAAGUCCAAGGCAGCUUGAGCGGGUGUCUUAAUGCCAUGAUGGAGCACAGUCUGCCAUCCAAGACAGUUCAGUCCGUCAAAUGAUCGCUCUCUUUUACCUUGGGAUGCCACCGUAGAACACAAAGUACCUGGUGCACAACCAUGUGAAUAUUGAAGAAAACAUUCUGACCUGAUGUACCUUCUUUGGUCUUGGAGACUGUGGUUCUUCCUUCUGUUUGGUGUCUGGGUCAGAGGUGCAGACUAAACUCUUACCACCUAUGAUGAUCCUUGACGCGAAGGUUGAGUCAUUAUGGGCUUGCUUUUGGAGAUCCUUGUAAAAUCCAACAUGGUGCACGGUGAAAUUAUAAAUGCUCACCAGCAAGUACUCCCAAAAAACCUUAGAACUAAGGUGCCCAUGUUAUUUGAAUGACGAGGCUUACUGUCUGUUGCAUGAUUGUGCUGGACUCCAUUAGUGUGUAUCAGGAAUUUUCUGAUUGCAGCAAACAGGAAUGGUCUUAGAUACAACUCCAACGUCGAUGAAAAGCGCCUGUAAAGAUGGACUCUUAUGCACUGUGUGACAUUUAAUUGCCUAAAGCUGAAUUCAGGGUUCAUAUGACUGCUUAUGAUGAUGAUUUGAUACCGAAGGCUCCAGGGUAGCAUCUGUUGAGUGUUCCCGCAAAGGGCUGCAAAAAAAACAAACAAACAAGCCAACAGGGUGGGGGUUCGAUUCAGUUUACACUCAGGGGGUGGAAUUUUAGUUAGAAUCAAAAGCUGAAAAUUCAAACCAUGCUCCAAUAUGAGCAAUCAUUUUACUGAACUAAGUACAUCACUUGCUCUUUAGGAAUAACACAAAGCACAUUCUUAUUUAAGAAGUUAUCAAUUAACCUGCUAGAAUUUCUAACCAACCAAACAGAUUUUGAGUGAAGCACGUGUUUGAGGGCGUUUUUUGAAAUGUCGCCAGAGAUAUUUGAAAUGAGAGAAAACUAUUGUGUGACGUAUGUGCUGCCUAAUAUUUUGGACUGAAGCCCUCGAACGCGCUCUAAAUCUGAUUACUGGACUAAUAUAUCAAACUCUGGAUGCACUUCUGAAUCGGCUGUGUUUGAAAAUGAAUUUUGACCCGACCCUGGGUGAUGAGGGAAAGAGAAAAGAGCACAACCGCCAGCUUCUGCUCCUCUUCCCUCUGUCUCUCUAUUAGCUAUAACUAUAUACUAUUUCUCAAACUAGAAUAAUAAAUGUAUUAAGUAUAUUAUCGACCCGUUCACUUCAACAAAAGCACAUAAUGUCUGUAAAUGGUAAUCUUUGGGUUGUCUUUUCAUUCUGAGUGAUUGACUAUCAUCUCUAGGUUACAUGAGAUUGUAACUCCUGAGUAUUAAUAUCAUGUUGCUGGUGUUUCUAUGAUCGUAAUGGUUAUUGCAGGGUAUUUAUACGAGUCCUCUUUUUUUUCUUUUUUGUAACCUUUUUAUAUUCCUUUCGAUGACUUUUUCUUUUCUCUUGCUUAUGUACGGUACACUAAAGUCAGUGGUGUCACGUGGAAAGCAUGUGCACAAAAGUGAGAGGGUGAUAACGUGUAAAUUCAUUUUAUAUCAUCCUUAUUUUAUCGGCGUCGUUUUGUACGGGGAGAGUUGACUGAGCGUGCAUGCUCUAUUUCAGCAACGCCCUCACACACAGGUUGGAAGCUGGAACCGGGAGCUGCCCAGUACAAACCUCAGCAACUGACUGGUUUAUGAGCGGCUCCACUGGAACGGUUGGGGGUCAUGUGCCUUGCUCAAGGGCAAAAAGAAAGUCAGUGUUUAUCCUAUGAUUUCUUUCCUCUGUCUUGGUUGUUUUAGUCAUUGUAAAGAUACAAAUGGGCAACUAAUGUGUACUUUUGUGCUCUUUUUGGUGUCCUACUUUCUUUUUUACAAAUAUUUUUCUCAUUUUUUUAUGUUCUAUAUAUCUAUUCGGAAUUGCUCUUUAAUUUUGUACUUUCUAUAGUCUAGUCUAUAUUUUUGUUCUUUUUUCUCUCCUUUUUUUGUUUCUCUUCCAUCGUCAUUUUGACUUCAUUUCCUUGUAGGAAAUGCAUUGAUCUUUUCCUUUCUGAACAUUGCCAACGUAGCCUAAUAAUCAGUGUUUUUUAAUGUUCUGACUAGUGUAUAACUGUAGGCGAUAGAAUUUAUAUUAAUCUAUUUAUUUUGGUGGUGGUAUGUAUAGAUAUUCUUAAUGUUCUAUUGUUUCAGAGUUCUUACACCUGUAACUUUGGGCUAAAAAAGGCUUCACGCCUGCCUGUGACACACGGUCAGUAGCCUAAGUGCUGGAAAAGUGAGCUAAAUGUGGUCUGUGUUGGUGCCGUCAGUGGUUUUUUUUUUUACUCAGUAAACAAAGUGCGACAAGAUGCAUCUGCCUCAUGCUUCAGAAAAUGUGCGCAGCACUAAAUGAACACUGGCACGUGUCCUAAACGUUUAGCUUUUGUGAGAACAUGGUCAAAAGCAGACGUUCUGUUCUUUCGUUUUCAACUCAUGUCCCAAUGUGAAAGCCAUUUAAAAGCCAGCGUGAGUCACCAGGUUCUUUUCCCAACACUUGGGUUACUGACACAAGUCAAACCUGAAACUCUUCAAACAGAAAACUCAGCAGACUGAUACACAUAAGGGACAAUGAGGCAAAGGGGAAGCAAUACAAUACAAUAUACUGAUCCUCACUGGAAAAGACAAAAAACUGAAGGUAUAUAUACAUAUAUAAAUAUAUAGAUAUAUUCAAUAAAAUUCUCUGAAAAUUU
Messenger RNA from Acanthochromis polyacanthus (spiny chromis), 6317 nucleotides. RefSeq names its product voltage-dependent calcium channel gamma-4 subunit-like. Gene Ontology annotation, biological process: neurotransmitter receptor internalization; transmission of nerve impulse; calcium ion transport. Lineage: Eukaryota; Metazoa; Chordata; Actinopteri; Pomacentridae. The transcript is spliced from 6 exons. Gene Ontology annotation, cellular component: postsynaptic density membrane; AMPA glutamate receptor complex. Bases 563 to 1951 code for a protein of 462 amino acids. The record is from RefSeq and is a predicted model, not a curated record. Gene Ontology annotation, molecular function: channel regulator activity; voltage-gated calcium channel activity.